GGCGGGGCCGGCGCGGCGGCGGGGACGGGGGAGGCCGGGCCGGGCGGCAUGAUCGGCACCGUGCUCUGCUACGUGCUGCUGCCGGCGGCGCGGCUCCUCCGGGCCCUCCGAGAUGCUUUCUUUACCUAUCGAAAGAAUGUGCUUCUGGCGAAGAGCCCGUCCACCCAGAUAGAAGGUGUCUUUGCUGCAACCAGAGGAAGAUCAGUCCCAGAAGAGCAAGAAGCCUUUCUGCAGCAGUGGCUGGAGGAAGGAGAAGGGAAUUUGCCAGCCGGUGAGAGUGUUCCAGCGGUGAGGAGAGUAUCAGUUUCACUCACUAGUGACUGGUUAGAAGGUUCAGAGCUAUUGAUGACCAGCCUCAGUGACCUGAACACGUCUCCGGAAGUCAUCGGGUGUGCUGAUCAGCAGCACUCAGAGCUAAAUGCCUUGGCUUCUUCAGAACUGCAAGAUCAUGCAGUGGCUGAACUGGCAAGAUUACCAUCAGAGGAAACAGUGACUGUAGCAGGCAGUGCCCCUUGGGCAGCUGUGGUGCCACAGACAGAUCACCAGACAGCUGGCUGUGCUGGUAUCAAUGUGGAAGUGCUGAAUGACGACCCAGCUGUGCUGGCCUGGAGUUUAGCGUGUGAUGCAGAGACAGUGCCACCAGUGCUCCCAGCCCAGCCCAUUCAGGAUGCGGUGCCGUUUUAUCCUGUCCCAACAGAGGUGCCCUACCAUGAGAUCUUAUGGAGAGACUGGGAGGAUCUUUCUGUCCAACCCUUAAAGCAGGUCUCAAAAAACACUCCCCUCUUUGAAUUUCGAGUCAUGUCUUACAACAUCCUUGCCCAGGACCUGGUGGAGCAGGGUCUUGAUCUCUAUGUACACUGUCAUCCAGACAUCCUGGACUGGAACUACCGCCUUCCAAACCUUUUGCAGGAGAUCCAGCAUUGGGAUCCUGACGUCCUGUGUCUCCAGGAGGUGCAAGAGAACCAUUACUGGGAGCAACUGGAACCAACAUUCAAGGAGAUGGGCUUUGCUUGCUUCUACAAGCGGAGAACUGGGACGAAGACAGAUGGAUGUGCAGUGUGCUAUAAGCACAGCAGGUUCCAGCUGAUCAGUCUCAGCCCCAUAGAAUACUUCCGGCCUGGCCUGGACGUCCUCAACCGGGAUAAUGUGGGCUUGGUGCUGCUGCUGCAGCCUGUGCUCCCAGAAGGUCUAGAUCUGAAGGCAGUCAGUCCUUUGUGUGUGGCCAACACUCAUGUGUUGUUUAACCCCCGUCGAGGAGAUAUCAAACUGGCCCAGGUGGCCUUGCUGCUAGCAGAGAUUGACAAAAUUGCAAGAACUACUGAAGGCAGCUACUAUCCUGUCAUCUUGUGUGGAGACCUGAACUCUGUACCUGAUUCUCCACUCUACAAAUUCAUCCGGAAUGGUGAACUUUCCUACCAUGGGAUGCCAGCCUGGAAGGUGUCUGGUCAGGAAGACUUUUCCCAACAAUUGUAUUCACGGAAGCUGCUGGCUCCACUGUGGCCAAGUUCACUGGGUCUAACAGACAAGUGCCAGUAUGUCACCCUGUCUCAGCCAAAGAAACCUGGGAGACGCGAAUACAGCCGUGACUUCCUGCUGCAGUUCCGCUUUUGCGAUGUUGCCUGUGAACGACCACCACAGCUGGUCCUCCUGGAAGGUGUGACAGAUGCUAAACCAGACCGCCCUGCAGACUGGCCCAAGCCUGCUGCCAUGGUGAAAGACCCUGAUCCCCAGCCAUUCGUCCCAAGGUGUUCAGGUAUUAUCCAGCAUGGCCUCAACCUGACCUCUGUCUACAGCCACUUCUUGCCACAGAGGGGACGCCCAGAGGUCACAACAAUGCCCAUGGGGCUUGGAGCCACUGUUGAUUACAUUUUCUACUCAGCAGAGCCUGUGGAGAGCAAGGCGGGUCGCAGGCUGUACAAGGAUGGAGCCCUGAAGCUGCUUGGCCGUCUUUCUCUUCUCUCUGAAGAUGUCCUCUUGAUGGCAAAUGGCUUACCAAAUCCUUUUUGUUCAUCUGAUCAUCUCUGUCUGCUGGCUAGUUUUGGCUUGGAGAUCUCCAGCCUCAGAGAGAGUUAGUGUUGGUUCCCUUUCCCUAAAGAAAAGUUGUUCUGAAUACAGCAGAUUGCACAACAGCUUGCAAAAAAACCCUUUUCCUUGUGAUGCCCUGAAAGUCCUUUUCUCCCCUCACACCCUCACUAAACACAAGGAUUGGAGAGUUGGAGUGCUUUUUGCAUUGGUAUUUUCUGCAUCUUUGCAAACCUGAGCUGUGUUCCCAGUGGGAUGCCAAGUGUAUUCAAUCAUUAGCAUCUCUUAAAGAGAGCCUUGUUCCACUGCCUUGUUUAGCAGGUGUUUUUGAGCUGCAGGAACCAACAUAAUGCCCUUGUUUAUUUGUCCCUGUGUAAGAUCUUCAAGGAGCUGGAAAAGAGAGGGGCAAUGCUCUCUGCUUUUGGUUAGCUUAAUUGCUACCAAGGAGCAUGGAAUGUAUAAGCCAGUACUCUUUUCACACCAAAAUAAUAGUUCUUUUAAUGUCUCAGUAAUAGUUCAGUACUUCGUGUUGUUGCGUUGCCUUUUAGAUUGGAUCUGCUAACUGCUUAGAAAUGUCUUUUACUUAAUAAUCUGUACAGGCUUACUUGAUGGCAGAAGGAUUUGUGUGGUGUAACUGUUUCUACAAGAAACUGCUUGCUGUGACUAAUGGACCAGGGAAUGGAAUUGCCAGGAAUGGAACCAGGGGCUCUACAGAGCAGCAUCUGUAGAACUGCAGCAAAAGCCUAGAGGCCUUGGGGAAGGCUUCCUUCCUUUCUGGCAGUCUCAGAAUGGUACCUAAUAUGUCACUUUUAGCAAAAAUAUUUAGGAUCCUCCCAGUGAAUAUCCUGUAGAAAAAAUUACCCUGUAAGUCAUGAUAACCCCAGAAGACUAUAACUUUGGCUGUCCCAAAAGAGAGAUGAAAAUGUGAGAGCUGAUCUUGUCACUUGCCCCGUUCUUUGUGCACUCUCUAUUGCAUUCAGCCUGCCAGGGGUCAAUGGCUAACCUGUAGUUUCUAUCUCCUGUGUCUUGCUGCAUCUUCUGCACCCACCCGUGUUUAGGUGUAGAUAGAACCCUUAGGCUCAACUCCUGUUUCUUGACAUGUGUUGGGAGGAAGGGGAAGGCUGUGUAACUUGGAGCCAGACUGCAGUCACUUGGAUCCCAGCAUACCUUUGGUGUCCUAUUGGCGUACUUCUAUAAGCAGUGGCUUGGCCAGUACAAAAGCAAUCAAACUGUACCUGUUCCUAGAGUAAAUUCCCCAGUUCAGCCUGACAUUUGGUGCUCAGUUUUUCCUUAACAGAUGAAACCAGUCUUGGCAGAAAUCAAUAUUGGUAUAAACAUUAUCAAUCUUUUGUUCAUAAACAAAGCAGGAAAUCUGGUCUCACCUCAGGUUUUUGUAGGAGGGUACAGGAGACUUGAAACAUCAUUUGUUCUUCAUGGUCUAUAUUGAGGGACUUUGAUAUUUUAAAUGUUACUUUCUUUAUUAAAAAAUAAAAUCCUGCUAAUCUAAGAAAAUACCACAAAGUAACUGCGGCACCUUGUAUUUCUGGAUGCUGAACCUCUGAAGAUUGCUCGACAAGUGAAAGACUUGCUCAACAAGAGAGGUGAAAAAGGGCAAAUUGGCUACACAACAAAGUAAUGAGGGUUGAAGAGAGGGAAGAAGUGAGCCUAAUUUAAUCUCCCAAGACAUCCCUAAAUCCAAGAGGUGUCUUCUUUGGCAUUGGGCUUGUCUUGCCCUCUCCAUCCCCCACCUCCCUCCCCAGAAAGAUUUGCAUUCAGGAACCCUUGCCCUCCUCUCUAAGAAAGGAAUACUGCUGAUCUUUUACAGCUCACUUCUGUAAACGAUAGAAACAAGGUGUGUGUGUGGGGGGAGGGAGUUGUGUUUUGUGCCCUUAUGAGCAUGUAAGUACUGCAUAUUCCCCUCUAGCCCUGCAAGAUGGUGUAGUAUUUGUCUGGUGAUGUGUGCAUGGCUUUUGCUACCUUUGUGAGUUUCUCUAAGUGAACAGCAGUCUUGGAGGGGUAUGAAUAAUUUGGCCCUUAGGUAAUAGUUCUGGCAUGGCACUGGUACAUGAGGAGGGAUGGAUGCAGAGGUGUGCAUUUAUAUGACUAUCUCACAGUUUGACUGAUUUCUGCAAGUACUCUUACUCUGAUUUUGUAAGCAGUUGUAUUUAUAAAGGGAGGGAAGGAGAGGGUGAAUUGAGAGCUUUGCUUUCUGUCUGGCUCAAAAAGGUUGCCAGAAGGCAGCCUGGUUGCAGAUGACUCCUUCCUGCUGUUAACAUUGUAAUAGGAACCUUAGAAGACACUAAAGGUUUAACAACAACCAACCAAAGGCACCACAAAAAAUUCUGUGACACAUGGUGUUAGAACUUAAGCUAUCUGCUUCUAUUGUAAUUGCUGGCUGAGUCUGAGGUCAGUUGUUGAGGAGGUGUGUGUAAGUGUGUGUGUAUGAAAGCUGCCCAUAGGAGAGCCAGACUGAGCUCUUUGGAGACCCAUAAGGUGUGCACCUUACACCAGUAGAUGAACUGGUUGCCCCUGCACUGCCUGAAGCACCCUGCCAGUCCUGUGAUAUAACUCAGGUGGAGGACCUGUGUUCCAGUAUCACAAGUGCUUUUUCCAUUUUAUCUAAACAAAAACCUUGACUUGUGGGCAAAUUGCAUGGAAGCAUCUCAGGGAGGUUUUAAGGCUCCAGCUAUACUUCACUGGAAAAUCUAAUGUUGCACAGGUCAAACUAAUGCUUUCCCUUUCCAUGCAUGAAAUAAUGUGGUGUGCACUUGGAAUUGUUAUGUUUUUGAACCCUGGAUAUUGAGUCAUGUGCAGAGAAACCCCAGGACAAUGCCUACAAGUCCCCUUAUUCUUCUUUCUGGAGGUUAUAGUGUUCCCAGGGUGGCUUGCAGCUCUCAAAGCCCUGGCUUACUCAUGCUGUGCUGGGCACUCAGAGGUGAAGGUGUGGCAGAAAAGUGGGACCAUGGCUAGUGACUCUAUAGAGACACAAAGGCAAAGUUGAAGACUUGAUCUCUGUGUUUAUUUUGACCACCAUCACAGAAGCUCUGGUAUGGACUCUUACAGAAGUGGUCUGUUUCAGGAAAAUAAAAACCUCUGUGUUCUAGAGCAAUUUAGAGUUAAUAUCAAAUGGAUCUAGAGACCUGUGAAUGCCUCUUGACUCUGGGGGAUUAUAGGAGAGGAUUGGAGGUGGGGUUGGUAGCAAGUUUCUAACUGUAAAAUCGCGACUAGCAUAUAGUUGUUGGGAGAAGAAUAAUGUGUUUUGUGAUGCUUUAAGAACAGCACCCACAGAUACAGUCAGGGCCUGUGGUAAUGAACACUGUUAUGGGAUGCAGGACUGAGAUUCUAUAUGUACCUCUUAAAACUGUUUCUGGACCGAAAUGCAUGAUGAAUUUUCAUUAACACAGCUUUCUGAUGAAUUACAGAGGGAUCUGUAAACGGUUAUCAAAGUAGAACAGCAGUAUCUGCAAUGCUCAGAAAGGGAAGGUGUCACAGAGGUAAUUACCAGCUACAUGACCUUAGUAGUGAUGUGGAGUUCAGGGAGACUGGUGCUUAGGGCAAGUGAUGCCAGAGACUGCUGGCAGUGUGUGUAUGUUCCCUCUUAGCAGCCUCCUAAGCUGCAGGAGCAUGCAGCUGUUGAGGCAAUCAAGUAUUUGACUAAGUGUCUUUGCUAAAAAACAGCUUAGUUUGCACCACAGCUGCUAGGCUGUAUUUAGUCAUUCUAUUUAGAUAGAAUUUGGACUUCCUUCGUUUUUGCAGUUUUAAGUUCAUUGCUUCAGGAGGCUGCCCUUCAUAAUCAGUUUUCCCAAUUACAUGGGAUGGGAGGAGUGGUAAACAAUAUAAUUGCUCUAGCUUCUUUCCUGUUCUUAAUAAAUGAAACUUGGCUGCUG
Lonchura striata (white-rumped munia) is the source of this 5909-nucleotide messenger RNA. It is a transcript of the gene ANGEL1, whose product is annotated as angel homolog 1. The record is from RefSeq and is a predicted model, not a curated record. Lineage: Eukaryota; Metazoa; Chordata; Aves; Passeriformes; Estrildidae. Gene Ontology annotation, molecular function: 3'-5'-RNA exonuclease activity.